UUUUUUUUUCCCCUUUUUUUCCUUUUUCCUUUUUUUUUUUUUUUUUUUUAUCCUUUCCGUAUUGCUCUCUAACCCGGCUUUUGGGUGGGGUGACUUGAAAUAUGGGAUAUGACGCUUUGCAUUUCGACUUACGAUAUACUGAUGAUCAAAACUGGCGCUAUUAUGAUAUGGACAAGCGCUGGUGUUCGGGAUUAGUGAUCAUCUAUGAUACCCUCUCUUUCUGUGUUUUUGUUGCUUGCGACUUUAUAUGUUCACAUUUCGGUAUACGGAGGAGGCUCCUUUCAUACAUCAUUCUGUUCGCUCUUGGGGGCCUCAUGGGUUUGAUUGUUCUAGUCGGUUACUACUUUUCAUGCAAUGGUUGGUCAUGGUAUCUUCGGAGGAUAGGUUCUUCGGUUUCACAAGCAUGGCGUUUGGCUGGUCUCAUUUACUGCACUGUUAUAUUCUCCUUUCCUGUAACUAUAUAGCUGGUAGCUGUGCUGUACUGUGCAGUUAGUGGAAUUCUAGUUAUAAUAACAUUCGCCUUCUAGAAGGAGGUUUGAAAAGAAAAAAAAAUCUUAAAAUUGAGUUGAGAAA
Aspergillus caelatus is the source of this 573-nucleotide messenger RNA. RefSeq lists its product as uncharacterized. The transcript has a single exon. The coding region runs from base 102 to 464 and encodes 120 amino acids. Lineage: Eukaryota; Fungi; Ascomycota; Eurotiomycetes; Eurotiales; Aspergillaceae. The record is from RefSeq and is a predicted model, not a curated record.